GGGUGGGGUUUUUUUAACAAAAAAAAAAAAUACGCCACAAGCGCAAUCUGAUGAAAAAGAUCUCCAUCUCUGACUCGCUCUCCAUCUCUAGCCGCGCGUGACUCCUAGAGUAUAUGAAGAUGCUGAAGUACGCAGAACCAAGCUCUAUCUUUGUAGUGGUGACUCCUUUUGAGGGCACCUGCUUUGGUGCAUUAUUGGAAGUGAAAUUAGAAGAAGAAGGUUCAGCAACUCAUAAAACCCAACCAGUACUUGAAACUGUAUCACAAUUCACUACAAAGGAUUUGGGUCGGGGAAUGUGGAAAUUUUGUACCUUGGAUUCCAUGUUAUAUAUUUUGCCAGAUGGUGGUCCUGAUUUGUUUGACACGGAAGUGUGUUUCCCCAAAUGCAGUGGACAUAUUUUCAACAUCGAGACUAGGAAAGUGGUGACAUCAACCAAAUCACCAGCUCCCAAAUGGUUUGGAACUCAUGUGUCUGCAUAUGGGAAAAUUUACUCUCUUUCAGAUCCAUAUUCCUCACGUGAUCUACCAGAGCCGUCUUUCGAGCAGUAUGACCCUAUCACUCAGUCUUGGCAGGAGCUGUGUUCUUUUCCAUAUUCUGAUGAAUAUGGUAAAACACAGAUACAGGGUUAUGCCGUUUGUGCUGAAAUCUUAUUGUUUAGUAUAUGUGGCUGUAAGGAUAACUAUGGCGCGCUGUGGGCUUAUGAUGUAAUUAAAAAUAAGUGGCGUCCAGUCCAAGUUGACAAUAUAGGCUGCUAUUUUCGAGGAAGGGCCGUGGUUUCGGACAAGACUAUCUAUGCCUUAUCCAUAUUUCCCAUGGUUGUUGUGGCAUUCUCUAUUACGAGCAACCAAAAUGAAGAAGGGCAUAUUAGCUAUUCAACAGGCUCAUUGUUACAGUUCGAUUUUCCACUAUUUAUAGGCUGGAGAAGUGAUCAGCAUUUGGUUCAUUUGGGUAACCUGGUCUUUUAUCUUAUCCAGAGUGGCUUCGACGACGAACCAGAUGUUCGUCAACCUGUUUCUAUCACCAAAUUUCAGAUUGUGGGAGGAAGGGAAAUCAAUGUUAUAAGUUCAACGCUUUGUGAGGUGGAUCUUGGGGAUAUGGGGCCAUUCGAUGUUCAAUCAUGCUUCACGGUGUCCAGCAGCUGGUUCCCACAUACAGUUUAUGCUGGAGAGUGGGAGGAUGUCCCAGAAGAAGUGAAUGCGUGGGAGGCUGUCACACUCACAGAAGAAGCGAUUGCGUCGAAGGAGGUCACACUCGCAGAAGAAGAUAUUGUGUAUGUACGAAAGAUUGGUAGAUACAUCAAUCUGGGAAAACAAUUUCCUGAGCUGCCCCAAGCAAUUCCAGUUCCUUACCAAGCUGGAAUCGACCCUUAGCCUGCAUAUGAAGCAUGUUCCUCACCUCAGCCACCUGAGCCUUCAGAAGUGGCAGAGCAGUUUCAGCAGGGUUCCAACCAGCAAGAGGAAGCUCCUAAGUUAGGCGACAAGAGGAAGCUCCCAAGUUAGGCGAUUCAACAAGUGUCGGUCUCUAGCAAGUCUAUGGUGUACCUAUUCGUUUGUAAUUUGAUCAGAAAUAUAUUCAUCUAAUGUCUUUUCAGCAAAUUCAUACUCAUUAACUCGAGUAUUUUUGGUUCAAUUCACUUCUUAUUUUUGGUUCAA
This is a messenger RNA of Rosa chinensis, 1652 nucleotides long. RefSeq lists its product as uncharacterized. The transcript is spliced from 3 exons. Gene Ontology annotation, molecular function: protein binding. The record is from RefSeq and is a predicted model, not a curated record. Lineage: Eukaryota; Viridiplantae; Streptophyta; Magnoliopsida; Rosales; Rosaceae. The coding region runs from base 114 to 1370 and encodes 418 amino acids.